GAAAAAAAAGUGUUGACACAUUGCACAUAGAAUACAUGGAAUAGAACCGGCAUUUUGUUUAUCUUAUUCAGACAUGUCAGAGAAAUGUGCACUGAAAACAUUGCAGUAAUCCUUGUUCUUGCCUCUUGUAUUAUGUAGGUUGUCACACAAACCACACCUGUAUGACUGAAGCAGACACCACGACUUUGGAAAGGGAUCGUCUUUUUACAUUUCGGGAUGAGGAGACCGAUGAUGAGUUACAAGUCAAGAUUCCGGAGGUUAUUGAUCCAGCCUAUGGAAUGUAUGUCUGGCCAUGUGCACCUGUGUUAGCACAGUAUGUAUGGACAAGGAGGAAGUGGAUCCAUGGCAAACAUGUAGUUGAGCUGGGAGCGGGUACCAGUCUCCCUGGUGUCCUUGCAGCAGUAUGCGGGGCUCGGGUCACUCUGACCGACCACUCCCGGCUUCCCCGUUGCCUAGGCAACUGCCUCAAGUCCUGCCAGGCCAACGGCGUGGCGGACAAGGUGGACGUGGUGGGGCUCACAUGGGGCGAGUUUCCCCCUGAAGUCUUCCAACUGCCAGGGUUUGAUAUCAUCCUUGCUUCGGACUGCUUCUAUGAUACCAAAGAGUUUGAGAACAUUCUAGCAACUCUGCAUUUCCUGUUGGACAGAAGCAAGAAUGCAACGUGUUGGAUUACGUAUCAAGAGAGAAGUUCUGAUCGGAGUAUCGAGCAUCUUUUACUGAAGUGGGGUCUCCGGUGCCUACACGUCCCCUUGGAAACAUUCGGGGCCGAGGGACCCAGUCUCGCUGGUUCCAAUCUCCCUGGCAACCACACCAUCCAGUUUUUGGAGAUCACCAAGGCAACUAAGUAAAUACCAGGACACCCCUUUCCAUAAGUGGACCCGCCCCUGUUUUCAUCAUGGUGUAGGGAGAUUAUGCACGGCUGCGCCCUUAGGGGGUCUUUAUGAGACAAUUGGCGGGGAAGUCACUGACUUGUGAGAUCAUCGCUCUACUUGAACCGAGCAUCCAUUCCCAGGGUAUUCCAACUGCUUUUACAGCCAUAAAAGACAUUGUAAAGUUCAAGUAUUACAGCAUCUGCUAGGCCUGUUGUCAUUAACGCAGUGCAAUUUUCUCUGGGAAGAAACCUGACAGGAAUACAUCACCAGGAAUGCUUGAACCAUAUCCCAGCAUAAAAAUAACCAGCAGUACUUCACCCUAAAAAGGUCUCAUAUCGUGGUGCAUAUUUCUAUUUUUUUUCGCUGUAAUUACAUGUACUUGACCAGACUGAUAGACAAGAAGGCUCAAUUACAUAUACUCCUUGCUCACAUAAUGCCUUCAAUCUUGUUUUUGUCCAGCACACGAACUCUCUUUUUUUUUUAGUACUAUCAGUAGAAAUGUGCAUGGAUAUCCAUUGGAUCUGCAUUCGCAAUGCAGAUAGGCCUAUUAUAUUUCACAUGGUCUUUCAUCAAUGCCUUCUUCAGAUUUUGUUUCCCGCUGGGAUAUUCAUUUGAUUUUUCCUGUGAGCAUAUGGCCUUUUGUAAGAUUGUUUUCCUCAUCAUACGUAGUGUCACGGUAGGAUUGAAUGUGCUGACCGAGUCUGGCACCCAUACUCGUGUCGUGUGAAAAACAAGCUUGAUUGACAGGAGAAACAAUAAUAUCUGAGUUUGUUUCCAUGGUCGUAGACUUACAGGUACAUGUACAUGUUCCAGUACUCCAUUAGGUUCUUUGAGUACCAAAACCAUUUAGUUCUGAUAAAAAUUAUGGUGGUAUUUACAGGCGUCAACUAGGUUCAUUGUAGAUUUACUAGGUUGUAGUGCAUUAAUGUUCUACAUGUAGUUUAUAUUUAACAUCUACCUGGUAAAAGGAAGCAGAUAGCAGCUUGCGAUAUAAUUUCACUAAUUUUGCCAGGUUGUUGGUAUUGUUUAGUUUCCUAUCCUUGGAAAUGAAAUCCGUAAAAGCACAUGCAAACGAACCGAAGAAUUUGAAGACACAUUAAUUUGUGGUAUUUGUACAAGUACAAACACCACAUCGUUAGUCAUAAAGAAAGUGACCAGGAUUAAUUAUUCCUCCCCCCUAAAAACAAUUGAAUUGGAUACACCAAUGAAGCCUGUAUGAAACGAACGUGUUCUUCCACUCAUCUGAUCAAAAAGGACUGACUGAAAUUGAUCCUUGCCGUAAGAAGUUGUGCAUGUUUUACUUACCCAUUUUUACAGCUGUCCGUGGAAUGCUCAAUGUUUUGAAGCUAUUUAAAUUCAAAUGAGAUUUGAUUUGAGUCCAGACUGAAACAUUAUUUUUACUUUCAGAUUUUUGUUUUGUAGAUGAGGAAUAAAUCAAGCCUUGUUUUUCAGAAAUGAGAAUGGUCAUUUUAUUUUUUCUGUUUUCCCUUGCAAGUUUCGUUCAUUGUGUAUUCAACAAUGCAUAACGGUAAAGGAACAGUGGUGAACAGCUGAAUUUUGUGAAUUGGUAUUUCUAUUAAAAUAUUUAUAACUUGUGAAUAGAGUACAUGGAGAUUACAUGAAAUUUUCACAGUUAUUGUCUGUAACAUGUAAUAUUCCCAUGUUAUUUUUAUGAAAUGGAGCGAACAACAUUUCUUUUUAUUAUUAUUUUCUUGAUCGGUCACUUUGUUUGUGACUCGCCCUGUACGGCAUUCAUGUUUUUUUUUGUAUACAGGGUGAGUAAAAAAA
Messenger RNA from Patiria miniata (bat star), 2660 nucleotides. It is a transcript of the gene mettl23, whose product is annotated as methyltransferase-like protein 23. Lineage: Eukaryota; Metazoa; Echinodermata; Asteroidea; Valvatida; Asterinidae. The transcript has 6 exons. The record is from RefSeq and is a predicted model, not a curated record. The coding region runs from base 162 to 848 and encodes 228 amino acids. Gene Ontology annotation, cellular component: nucleus; cytoplasm.